UGUGAGAUGUCAACAGAUGCGAUGGAGAUUUACAGUUUAACCAUCUCUUCGGGCUAUUAGGCUGUGAUAGGCUACAGUGUAAGAUUGAAAUGGUCUGAUUUACACAAUUUAAUGCCAAAAUCAUACUGGACGUAGGCCCUUCACGAGUAUUUCUGUCUUGAUUCACGUAGCCUAUAGAAUGCUUCUGACCAAGGUCUGUGUUAUUUCAGGUGUUGGACAGAAAACACCCUGAUUCACAUUCUCAGAAUCACAACUUCCUUUUUCCUCACCUACACUGCAUUCCAUCAUUUUCUCUUCAACUAGCAAGCCAAAGCCCAGUGCCUACAGAAUUACACAGAUGUCCUACCUUAUUAUUGGUAUAAUUCAAUGAGAUGUUCACAAGAUUACACAAAUGGCAUAACUGCUGAACGAAACCAGUACGCUAUUCAAACUUCUGCUCCAAAAUGGCAGACCCCUCUUCCCUAUUUGUCACUGAUAAUAGAGGCAUGGGAGUGCACACAUGUGAUCUUGUGAUAAGAAGAAACUAUGAAGUCAUCUCAACUGUCAUCUGCUCUGCAUUCCUUUUGUUUGGGCUCAUCUACUGCUUUUUGGGUUACAGACUCUUCAAAAUGGUCAUGUUCCUGUCUGGCUUUGUAUUUGGAUGUUCAGCUGUCUGUCUGGUGUACUAUAAAGACCCUGUGCUGGACAAUCAUGUCGGGAUGGAAACCAAGAUAGGCAUCAACCUGGGUGUGGGUGUUCUGUGUGGUCUGGUGACCAUACUCAUCACUCCCUUGGGGCUCUUCCUCACAGGAUUAUACCUGGGAUGCCUUGUCACCCUGGCCAACGUGCUGGUGGCGGGACAGUAUUACAGCCUUGCUCCAGCAUGGGUGCCUCUAAGCGCUCUUUUGGCCACAAGUGUGCUCUGUGCCAUCCUCAUACUGCAGUGGCAGAAACUCUUCACUGUGCUCACCACCUCAGUAUUGGGUGCCGUUGUGGUGAUGAUAUGUGUAGACCACCUGGUUGAGAUGUCUCUUCUAGCUCGGCAUUUAUACAACAUUAUUUAUCAAGUUCCUGUAAGCCCUUUGUGCUGGUUCAGCUGGGCGAUCAUAGGAAUCUCCCCUGUCCUUAGUCUGAUGGGUGUAUUUGUGCAAUGGAAGCUCACAGCCCAUGGAUUAUCUCACAAAGGUUCCAAAGAUAUUGGCAGCAGACAGAAGAAACAGGCUCGACUAGCGCAUGUCAGAAGGAGAGAAGCCAGGAGACGCCCACAGGAAACACAACGCCGUCGCAAGCCUCCACCCCUCAAGCGGUAUGCAGGGGAUGUUCUAGCCCCUAGUUACCUCCAGAGCCUUCGUGAGCACCAGAUGGGGACAAGCUCAUCUUCAAGCAGCAUCAGUACAGUUACACACACAAUGAUUGACUUUGACUUUGAGACUGGCUCCAUGGUGCAUCUGACAUCUUCAGCCUCCUCACCCAUAUUUAGGAUCUGA
This is a messenger RNA of Hypomesus transpacificus, 1466 nucleotides long. Its product is annotated as transmembrane protein 198-like. The coding region runs from base 444 to 1466 and encodes 340 amino acids. The transcript has 5 exons. NCBI's taxonomy places the organism in Eukaryota, Metazoa, Chordata, Actinopteri, Osmeriformes, Osmeridae. Gene Ontology annotation, cellular component: plasma membrane. The record is from RefSeq and is a predicted model, not a curated record.